CAGGUCCUAUUGAUAGGGUAUUAAUCUCAGUGGUGGUCAGAAACAACGUGUUAGUCUAGCUAGAGCAGUCUACCAAGAGUCUGAUGUGUAUUUACUUGACGAUCCUUUAUCUGCUGUUGAUUCACAUGUUGGUAAACACAUAUUUGAUAAAGUAAUAGGACCAGAAGGAGUGCUGAAAGGAAAAGUACGUAUACUAGUGACACAUGGUAUAGGAUUCUUGUCACAGUGUGAUAAGAUAAUAGUGAUGAGUAAUGGACGUAUAACUGAGGUAGGAUCAUAUAAUGAACUGAUUGAACAGAAUGGAACAUUUGCUGAACUAUUACACAACUAUGGAACUACUAAAGUGAAUGAAGAUGGUGAUGAAGAGAAGAGAUACAGCUCCAGUACUGACUUUCAAGGCGAUGAGAAGACUGUUGCUAUUGAAGCAAAGGAAGAUGAAGAACACAAAAAGAAAUCCUCAUUUCUAACUGGAGAAGAGAAAGUGAAGAGUGGCAAUAUCAGGCUUUCUGUCCUGAAUUCUUACAUCAAGUCUUGUACAUAUUACAUUUCACUGCUAAUAACAUUCUUUUACAUGUUGUCGAGUGGAGCAGCUGUCAGUCAGAAUGUAUGGCUUGCUCAUUGGAGCAACACCCAAGAUAAUAAUAAUAAUGAUAAUGAUAGUUUUAAUAAUGAUGAUCUUGCUCUUAAUCUUGGUGUCUAUGGGUUGUUUGGUGUACUUCAAGCUGCAGCGGUGUUAGGGUUUUCGUUCUCACUGGCCAUUGGUUCCCUUAAAGCAUCAGUUAAACUCCAUGAUGGAAUGUUGAGUAAUAUCCUUAGAUCACCAAUGUCAUUCUUUGAUACUACACCUCUUGGUAGAAUACUCAACAGGUUCUCAAAGGUAAAAAAGAGAGCCUCUACAGUAUAUGAUGGUUUCAUUUUGUAUAACUAUAAAGAUUAG
Amphimedon queenslandica is the source of this 937-nucleotide messenger RNA. RefSeq names its product multidrug resistance-associated protein 1-like. The transcript has 6 exons. The record is from RefSeq and is a predicted model, not a curated record. Gene Ontology annotation, cellular component: membrane. NCBI's taxonomy places the organism in Eukaryota, Metazoa, Porifera, Demospongiae, Haplosclerida, Niphatidae. Gene Ontology annotation, biological process: transmembrane transport. Gene Ontology annotation, molecular function: ABC-type transporter activity; ATP binding. The coding region runs from base 245 to 937 and encodes 230 amino acids.